Messenger RNA from Homalodisca vitripennis (glassy-winged sharpshooter), 1530 nucleotides. RefSeq lists its product as uncharacterized. Bases 429 to 1277 code for a protein of 282 amino acids. The record is from RefSeq and is a predicted model, not a curated record. The transcript is spliced from 7 exons. NCBI's taxonomy places the organism in Eukaryota, Metazoa, Arthropoda, Insecta, Hemiptera, Cicadellidae.
GCUAUGCAGGCAGCUGUUCACAUCAAACGUUUACAUUCCAAACUGAAGUUUCGCCGCAUUGACUUUCAAUACCAGUAUUCGCUGAUCCGUGCCUUUUAAUGACGGUGAAUUCCGUUACUCUUGUUUAUUCUCUAAGUAAAAAGUUACGUUUUGAUAUUUUAAUAAAUAUUCUUGUAAUUACAUUGCAUCUGAUGGAACUGUUUUCAGUUAUAAAUGGUGAAUUUAUUCCGAUGAUGUAUUUAUGAGCUUCCUAUCGUGUUAUUAUACAAUUUGUAAUACUAGUUUAUAUUAUAGCACAUCUACCACAGGUCUCAUAGUUGAGUACUUGAAACACUUCUGGUGGAACGUGGAGAAAGUGGAUCGAUAAAGAAAAGGAAGAAAAUCGCAAUGCUAAAGACUUGGAUAGUAGGAGUUCCACACCAGUAACUAUGGCUGACUACCUAAUUCAAGGACUGGCUCUACUGAUGUUCCUCCCAGGUCUGCUAGGCCUGGAGCUGACCGAACUGACUGUGCCAUCACAUGCCAAUCUCGGUCAUUCCAUUACCCUCUAUUGCUGGUUUAACCUGGAUGCUAACAAACUCUACUCCGUCAAGUGGUACAAGGACGAGUUCGAGUUCUUCCGGUUUAUGCCCGCCAACAAGCCCGAGAUGCAGGUCUUUCCGCUCGCUGGCAUAAUGCUAGAUGAAUCACAAUCGGACAUGAACAAGGUGAGCUUGGCAGAGCUGAACUUCAACAGCAGUGGGAACUACCGCUGCGAAGUGUCUACUGAAGCUCCUAACUUUGAAACUAGAUUCAAAAGCAGCAAUAUGACUGUACUCGCUUAUCCAGAUCGCAGUCCUGUGAUCUCAGGUACUCAAGCACAUUACCUGCCUGGAGACUACAUUACAGCCAAUUGCACUUCUGGUCAAAGCAAUCCUCCAGCCGAGCUCGAGUGGCUGAUCAAUGGAGCCAAGGCUGACACUUGGUUCCUGGAGAAGUCGGAACCUUUGGAGACGUCCUCCCGGGGACCGUUGUUUACCCACUCUCUGGGCCUCAGAUUUCAGGCCCACAAACGAUACUUCCAGAGCGUUGACUCAACAGUACACCUACGCUGCACAGCCAGGGUGGCCGACCUACAGCCUCAGCAUGUCGACUUCUACCCCCACCUCAGUACUCACCUCACAAACGAGAAACUGGCGCAAGAAAUACACGCUAGUCAAGGCACUGCCCUACACACACAGGGAGCUGUGCAACUCCUGAUGAUGCUCCUCUCACACAGUUUGCUCAAUAUGUUAUGACACGAACAAUGACUCUCAUGCUAUCUUGUAUUAUUGUUACAGGCACUGCCCUACACACACAGGGAGCUGUGCAACUCCUGAUGAUGCUCCUCUCACACAGUUUGCUCAAUAUGUUAUGACACGAACAAUGACUCUCAUGCUCUCUUGUAUUUACUCCAUUUGUAAUCAUCUACGUGUGAUAUCAUGGCUGUUUUAUGUAUAGUGUUUGUAGCAUUGUUAUUUGAUUAAUAAAUAUAUUAUUAUCGACCUACAA